GUGUCAUUGAGGUUAUCUCCAUGGUAGCUAGAACGUACAGUUGACAAACGGUUAAUAUGUUAGCGCUGCGUUCAGUUGAGUCGUUGGAGUUGAGUUCCAACUGACAGAAUUGAUAGAAACUAUACAUCAAACUUUUAUGUUAGAACUUGAGACAGAGAUUACUAAGUAAUGUAUACAAGUCUAUCAGUGCUUAUUAUCAUCUUAUAUGUGGCCAUACCAAUUACAGAUGGAGCCACUUGUGCAUCGUAUUCAACGUGCCAGGCCACAGACUACACUUUGUCUACCUGUACCAGCGGUACCUGUAAUUGUCUCAACUCGUCUUUUGUUCCCAUACGAUCUGGCUGCGCUUUAAAACUGGCCAAGCCAGUGAUCAUCACAGCCUCUCAGAAAUCCAAUCAGGUUUUAGCAGGAGCGACGUUCACUGUUUACUGUCGAGUAGCUGACUCUUCAGACAAUUACGAGUGGUUCCUAGAUAAUACGAAACUACCUACUCAAUACAAUGACCACACAGAUACAGCCAGUCCGGCCACCGUUGGAACUUUUACCUGUAGAGCUUUUGGACAAGAGCCAUCGAUCAUGUCAGAUCUCAGUGACCCGUUCAAAAUGGAGCUGCUAGGCGAGGAUGGAAUAACUACUACGAGUGUUCAACCCGUCAUCUCUCUACCUCCAGUUGUAUUCGCUGGUUCUACUCUUAACAUCAUGUGCACCAAUGUACCUUUUGGUAUUUUUGAAAGAAAAUACACAGUGAAUGGCGUAGAAAACAGUAAUAACAUUGUUGUUAUAGAUGCCAGCAAUGCUGGUAAAGAUGUCACCUGUUCUAUAAAAACGAUACCCGCGGGUUUGACCUUCACAAAACCAAGUGUAGUCGCAAAACUACCAACAUUGAUCACCAACAUACAGUCUGUCAGUGUUAGAAUACACGACGUAACAGUGACCGAGGUUAUAGUGGAAGAUUCUACAACCAUAAAUAUGAAAUGUUCUGAGUCACCUGAAAGAAUAUGGCUCGGCACAUACUCUUCUAUCACAUUCACUUGGCAGAGAAACAGUUCCCCUCUUAGUGAAACAGGCGAAACACUCCCUCUGACGACUUCCGGCACAUACUCCUGCUCUGUAAAACUUGAUUCUAAAGUUGCAGUUACAAGCAACACAGUUCAAGUCACUGUCAGUAGUACCCCUCUCGUGACAACAACUGCAACCAAUCCAGUUAAAGGCAGUCGUGUGAUCCUGACCUGUGGGCCCAAGCGGGGAGACGGCGUCGUGUACACCUGGAGCAAAGAUUCUGUCAUCUUUUACCGCCAGUUUGACCGGAAGCUUCACCUGGACAAUGUGGACACUGCAGACAGUGGCACUUAUUCUUGUUCCGCUUUUUACAAUGGCCUCUUCUACUCCGGAAGUAUAACCUUUAAUGUACAAGAGACUUCUACAGCUGAAUGUGGCCUCGACAAGAACUGCACUAAGAUUGGAUUUGUAUGCGAUAAUACAGUCUGUAAGUGUGCCAGUGGACAUUUUCAGGACGAUGGUUCGUGUGUCGCAAUAGAUGCAAAGACCAACACAACAAUAUGUGCCAGUGACAAGGACUGCACUCUGACUGGCUUCAAGUGUAACAAUAAGCUCUGUGUUUGUGCCAGCGGUAAUCUCCCCAUUAAUGGCGAAUGUUCCGCCGUGGAGAAAAAUGGAGUUGUCCAAGUUGUGAGCUCAAUGGUUCUCAUCAUGUUGACUUGUGUCAUCCUUAAGUUUAUAUAAGGCGUCAGUAGCCGGUGCUAUGACAUUAGUGGGUCUUAAACAAGUAAAAAAAAAACAACAGGCGUGACAAUUUUAACGACUCUUUCUGUGGGCCAAUGGCCGUAAACAGAAAGAUAUUUUUUGGCAAUUGCUUUUAUCUAAAUACAAGAAAUAUAAUUGUUAUGACAUAAAAUUUUAAGAUUGUAAUUUUGACGUUUAUAUUUUCUUCUUUGAAGUCAACUGUGUCAGAUAUACACCAAGAAACAAGUUAUGUUUUAAAAAUUAUAACAGGGCGUUUUCUGCUUUAUUUUGAAUUUAUAUAACAUUAGAUAAGAUAAUAAGAUAAGAUCAUUUUUAUUGAUACAAUCCAAUGGAAAUUCAGUUUGACAACAAUUGACAACCUCAGCGUAACUACUGUAACAAUAACAUUAUAGAUGCAAAUAGGAACAACUCACGAAACACAUACACACUCACAACCAGCGCUUUACGAAUUAGACUUCUAUGACAGCUGACCUUGUAACACUCUGACCAACAGUGGGAUGAAGGAGUUUAAAAAUCUUUCUGUUUUAGUUCUAAUGGAAAGGAGACGACCACUUCGUUCAGAUCUUAUGUAAUAGUGGUUUAAUGGGUGCAGGUUGUCUUUAAUAAUAGUGAGUGUUUUGCAAGGUAUCUUUCAUGGCAAAGCUCUUCAAGAGAUGGUAGCUGUGUUCGAGUGACAUACGAUGCUUUUUUAAUUAGUCUAUUCAGUCUAAGUCUUUGUGCAAGUGAAGUAUUACCAUACCAGCAGGUGAUGGCAAAGUUAAUUAGACUGCUGAUGGUUGCUGUAUAGAAAAGUUUAAUUAUUGUUUUAUCGAUGUUAUAUACAGAACAUAAUCCAGUACCAUUUAGACAAAUAAAAAAAAAUGACAAUAUUCCAGCGAUAGGCACUUUUUACACAGCACCGUUGUAAGAAAAUGUGUGGCAUGGAGUUCUACUCGUAAUCUUUGUCGACGUGAAUGUUGAGCCAAUAGAAAAAGUCGCUUCCUGUGGGAGGUUUAUGUCAGAUUUAAGAUAGCCAUUUUAUAGCCAGUGACUGACUUGCUUCAUAUUUCUUUGGAAGUUUACAAAGUCUUGUUUCGCGAGGCUUUGUCCACAUCUUCGUCCUCUUGUAAGGAUUUAGGUGUCUGUUAGCCUAAGUGUGUCUGUUAGCACUAAAAGUAUCUGUUAAUUCUAAGUGUGUCUGUUAACCCUAAAAGUGUCUGUUAGUUCUAAGUGUGUCUGUGAG
Messenger RNA from Biomphalaria glabrata, 2986 nucleotides. RefSeq lists its product as uncharacterized. Gene Ontology annotation, molecular function: transmembrane signaling receptor activity. The coding region runs from base 169 to 1743 and encodes 524 amino acids. Gene Ontology annotation, biological process: cell surface receptor signaling pathway. The record is from RefSeq and is a predicted model, not a curated record. Lineage: Eukaryota; Metazoa; Mollusca; Gastropoda; Planorbidae. The transcript has 12 exons.